AUGAAAGAUAUAAAAUUACUGCUAGAAAAACUAAGAACAAGAAGAGAAAAAGAAUUUGACAAGGAUGUAAAAAUUCUAAUAGAUUUGAAAAAACACAUCCAUGUGAGUAGUACUAAGAAAGGAAACAAAAGCAGUGUAAUUGAAGAAGAUAAUUGCUUAAGUUUUGAAAAUUUUAAGAACUGUAUUGUAUAUGUGGAAAAGGUUUAUAAGAAUCUAAAGAGGAAAACUUUGUAUGAACAUAGCUAUUACAGUAAUGUUAUUAAUAGCUACCAUAAGAGCAGUCAUUACAAUGCUAUUAUGAAUUACAGCGAUGAUGGUAGCACUAGUCGUGGUAGCAGAAUUAUUAGCGGCAUGAUUAGCUGCAUUAAUAGUGGUAGCACUGACAAUGGUAGCUGCUUGCCUUUUAGUCCACUCGGCGUGAGAACUGAAAAGAACGUAAACUUAAUUAAAUUUUUUCACAUGUACUUGAUAAGAAAAUAUUGUGAAAAGAGCUUUUACAAAUGUUUGCAUAGUGAGUUUACGCGUGCUAUUACUUACAAUUAUUUAGAUACGAAUCAUUUUUAUAAGUGCCUAGAUUCUGAGUUGUACUUGCUGUAUAGUUAUAUACAGUUGUUUUCAUCUGUAUUACUUAAGAAUGAAAAUAUUAAUGAGCAACAUCCAAUCAGAAUGUGUAGUGAGCUAUUAUCAAAUAUAUAUGAACAGUUGAAUGUAUUGAGGAAGAAGGAUACGAGUAAAAAUGUGCAGCCAUAUGAUGAAGAAAAGAGCGUACCACAUAACAGCGUAAUAAAAUAUGUAUAUUUUAUAGUACACUUUUUAAGUAAAAAUAAAAAUUAUAAUUAUUUAAAUCUGUUAUAUGGCGUCUAUUCGUUUAUUUAUAUUUUUUCAAAUGUGUAUUACACGUGUUUUAUGUCUUUUAACAAAGUGAAAGCACAAAAAUAUAUAGAAGCACAUGAUCAAAAGAAAAUUAACUAUGAAAUGAAAUUAAGUUCAAACGAAAGAGUAGUAUUUCCACAUGGGGAUAAAAGAUAUGAAGAUAAAUUUAUUUUAUAUUAUAAAUACAUAAAUGAAUACGCAAAUGUAAACUUUAUGGAAUUAAAUGAGUUCUUAUUAUAUUUCUUAUCCAAAGAGAGAGUACAUAAAAAUAAUUACCACUUUAAUGAUAUUAUGAAAGAUUUAAAUAUAAUUAAAUAUGCUACAAAUUUACAAAAAUUGUUUUUUACUCAAGUGUUUACAAGUACUCAGAAGGAUGAUAUUUUACAUCAUAAUGGAAAGUACACAGCAAUUAGACGCAAUAUUUGUAAAAAGAUAUGUACUGUGACAGAGAAUUCUCCCCUAUAUCUUGAUCUCACACCAGAAAAGAAAGAAGCUUUUCAAAAAUACGUCGAGCUUAUAAAAGAGGAUGGUAAUAGUGUAUAUAGUACCAACUACGCACAAGGAAGUAAUAGUAAUGAAACUUCCAUAAGUUUAAGUAAUAGUGGGGAAGGUAGUCCGAGGCUGCAUAUCCAUCAAGAGUGCUUAGUUAACAGCCAAUUCGAUCAUCUCUUUUUCGAACAAACGACGUUUAACAUAGACGAUGCUCUUUUUGCAAAAAAUGGGAAUGAAAAAGGGAAAAUGUUAGAGGGGAUCACAUCGGAAGAGAUUAGUGAAACGGGGGAGAAGGAAUCCAAACGAAAUGAUCAUAUCAAUAUGGAGGGUGUUAAACAGAAUGAAAGAUUUAGCACUACAGAUAAUGAUGAGAAGAAAAAGGGGUGGAAAGAGGAAAAGGAAUACUUUUUAAAAAAUUUUAACGAUAUGUAUGAAGGGGAAGAGAAUCGCUUACACUGUAUAGACGAAUUUUACUACAUAGCGAUUGACUUUGACAAAACGAUAAUAAAGAAGGAUUCGUAUUCUUUUUUUUUUAAAAUGUUGGAGAGGAAAUACUAUAAAAGUAGUUACAGUAAGGGUAACGUUAACAAGGAUGGAAGCGGAAAUGAAAAUGGUAUUGGCAUUGGCAAUGGAAAAGGCGCAAAAUUAACCCAAGAGGAUAUCCACUUUUUUAAAAGCUUUAGUAUAGACAAGAUGAAAGAGAAAAAGAUACAUUCAGUGGAAGAGCGAAUUGAAUACCUACAUAAAAUAAAUGAAUGGUUUAUUAUAGAAGAGAAUACAAUUUUGGAAAAACUAGAAGAUGAAAAGAAUAUAUCAGAACCGUAUUCUGAUUCGUAUUAUUAUUACCUAAAGUUAGUGGAUAAUUUGCACGUAAGUUAUUCUAUGUUAAUAGCAUAUUACGAUAUUCUAAAAGACAUAAAUGUAGAUGUACUAAACAAUUUAAUAAAUGAAUCGUAUGAUAAUUUUCAAGUGGAUGAUUAUUUUUUAGAAGUCUUCCUACAUUUAAUGAAUCAUAAACAAAAAAAUAGAAAAACUUUUUAUUUCGAUAUUAUUACGCUUAAUCUAAAAAAACAAAUAUGUCUUUAUACCAUACGAAACAAUUUGCUUAAAGUUAAGGGGGUUCCAAUUCAGAGCGGAGUACUACAUAAUAGUAGUAGUACUACUACCACUACAGCUGCCACUACAGCUACCACUACAGCUACCACUACAGCUACCACUACAGCUACCACUACAGCUACCACGGGAUUAGGUGAGAACUCUACAGAAUUACCACUUCCAGUCGACCAGUGCACGAGCGAACAAGUAGAAGAUACACAUGAUGAAAAUGAUUAUUACCAAAUUUUUAAGAAAUAUUUCAAUGUAUACUAUUCAAAGACACAUACCUAUGAUAAAGAGAAGAGGAUCUACACUGGAAAUUUUGAGUACAAUAAACUUAAAAUAAAACAUGAAAAAUAUAAUGAAGCUGAUAGUAUAGAAGAAAAAGUAACAUUAUGUUCGCUGUUCGACAAGACACGAAUAAAAACAAAAGUAUGUUCGUUACUAACAAAUAUAAAUCAUAAUCUGUCCGCAUUUAUUGGGGAUAGCUUAAUCGACUUGGAUGCUAUGUUAAGUGCAGAUAUACCCAUCUUAAUAGGGCAUAACGACCUACUCAUCAAAUUUUGUGAGAAACAUAGCAUUAUGAUAAAACCACUUGUUUUUGCCGCAGCAAAAGUUGAACAACUCAAACGAAGAAAUAGAAAUAGAAAUAGAAACAUAAAUGGAAAUAUAAAUAACUAUGAAUCGGUAAAGUCAGACACUAUAGAGUACAUUGAAGGUAUGCACCAGAAAAAAGUUGCUCCGGGGAAAUUUAUUUCAAUAACAACAGAACGGAGUGAGCAGUUAAAUGAUAUCUAUGAUGAAAAUAAAAAAAUUAUUUAUUCAACCGAAAGUUGGCUGGAAAUAGGCAUAUUUCUCUUCGGUGAUAUAUAA
Plasmodium malariae is the source of this 3333-nucleotide messenger RNA. RefSeq names its product conserved Plasmodium protein, unknown function. Bases 1 to 3333 code for a protein of 1110 amino acids. Gene Ontology annotation, cellular component: cytosol. Lineage: Eukaryota; Apicomplexa; Aconoidasida; Haemosporida; Plasmodiidae. The transcript has a single exon. The record is from RefSeq and is a predicted model, not a curated record.